AUGCAGCGGCCCCUCCUAGCCACCGAGUUCGGCGCACCCACCGGCAGUAGUGGUGGGGUCGUGAAGGGGCGCCUCCAGCAGGUCCAUGACGGGGGACAUGUCCCCAAGAACAGAGGGCUAAUGCUCAGUAGCCACGGUGAGGGAGGGCUGGGCGCCACACCCAGAGGGAGGCUGGAGACUUCCAGGUCCGCAUCGAAUUGGACUCCAGGGGCCGGGAGCACCGGCGCGACAUGCGAUUCCAUAGGUAGCCCCUCUAGCAAAGGGGCAGCCGCGCAGGCGGCCGGCGGCGGCAGUAGUGGAGGUGAGCGAGGCGAGGAGGACGGGAGCACCAGCAAGCCCACAUUGGAGAUGUCGCUCUCCUCCUCCGGAAAAGGAGGCAAUGGGGAGGCCCGCACCUGA
This is a messenger RNA of Aegilops tauschii subsp. strangulata, 399 nucleotides long. The record is from RefSeq and is a predicted model, not a curated record. NCBI's taxonomy places the organism in Eukaryota, Viridiplantae, Streptophyta, Magnoliopsida, Poales, Poaceae.